This is a messenger RNA of Pocillopora damicornis (cauliflower coral), 2132 nucleotides long. Its product is annotated as gamma-aminobutyric acid receptor subunit beta. NCBI's taxonomy places the organism in Eukaryota, Metazoa, Cnidaria, Anthozoa, Scleractinia, Pocilloporidae. Gene Ontology annotation, biological process: monoatomic ion transmembrane transport. Gene Ontology annotation, cellular component: membrane. The record is from RefSeq and is a predicted model, not a curated record. Gene Ontology annotation, molecular function: extracellular ligand-gated monoatomic ion channel activity; GABA-A receptor activity.
UGAAGAGAAAAGUUUCAUCAGAUAACUUCUUAACUCCGAAAGCGAGGAAGUUCGACUUCCGCAAACUGUUCGCUAUACUCCAAAGGUUGAGUUCUCAACGCUUGUUCAGCACAUUUAAGUCGAGCGACAGUCAAAGAGUAAAUAGAACCUUUUUAUGCACGUUUUUUGGGGGUAGCCAAGGAGACAUUGUCGCAGGUGAUAGUUUUCCUACCCAGAGGCAUUCGAUUACAGAUCAUCGUUUAUUUAAGAAAGACGCAGUUGGAUUAAAACGCCAUGUCUCUCACGAAUUCUUCAAAAUUCUUCACUUUUAUCGUCUUCACGACCAUAUUUCACCCGUUCGGGUCUUCGCAAAGAAUUGCUAAUCAGACGAUACGGGACUUGCUGUUCUCAAAUUAUGACAAGGACGUGAGACCCGACCACGGAGUCAAGCCACUGGAUGUGGAGGUGGACUUGUACGUCGAAUCAUUCGCAAAUAUUGCAGAAGCUAAUAUGGAGUACACCUUAUUUGGUUACCUCCGUCACUACUGGACAGACAAGCGUUUUGCAAAUAAAUCCAAGGAGGUUAUUCAGCUGAAGGGAUCGACCAUUGAGCAUGCGUGGAUGCCUGACACAUAUAUCAGCAAUUCAAGACAGUCCAAUCUGAGACAAAAAGACUCUGAGGCAGAAAGUACUUUAUUUAUUCAUACCGAUGGCUCAAUGUUCUACUCGAAGGGGGUGAAAAUUGUGGCCUCUUGUGCUAUGGACUUGAAGGAUUUUCCAAUGGACACACAAAAGUGUGGCCUAUCUUUGGGAAGUUAUGGACACAGCUUGGCAGAUGUCAAUUACAAGUGGAGGCGAGAGAAGGUCGUAGUAGAGAAAAAGAACAUCGCGCAGUUUGACAUGACAGAAGCCUACUUAAACAGAAGCGUUAUGAUUUAUAUCUCAGGUAACUAUACCCAACUUCUAGUCUACUUCCACUUUGAACGUCGUAUCGGUUAUUACGUUAAUCAGGUCUACAUCCCGGAUACACUGAUAGUCACAAUUAGUUGGAUCGUCUUUUGGUUGGGCCAAGACGACAUGGGUGGUCGAGUAGGAUUGGGAAUCACCACGCUUUUGACCAUAAUGUUUCUGUUGGGCUCGGUGAAUAUGUCUCUACCUCGAGUGAGCUAUGCCAAAGCUAUAGACUGGUACCUGAUUGUCUCCUUUGUGUUCGUGUUUCUUGUCCUGUUUGAAUGCAUCAUCGUGUACGUUGUCCGUCAACGAAAGCGAUCACGGGAGGAGAGCGGUCGGGACAGGAGUUUGGACCUAGAGGAGGGCAAGAGAGAGAGAGCUCGUACUGAAGACAGUUUUUAUAUAGAGAAGCUCCUAAAGAGUGAUGGCUUUGUGAACGUGGAGAUUCUUUCGAACACCGGUGAACUGGGGAUAGUCAGUUCACGAAACAACGUCGACUCAUUCCUUCCAGAGAAAAAAAAUGACAUUGAGAUGACUGAUAGGACAAGUCAGAGAGGAAUGAUGAGUUGCAAGAACAAACGAGCGAGGCUGUCGGUUGGUGAUAUAAUCGAUCGUAUCUCGCGCCUUCUCUUUCCUCUUGCUUUUAUUUCGUUCAACGUCUCUUAUUGGAAUCAUUACUUGAGCAAAUAAUAUGGCAAAGAAUGUUCUGAGGCAAAUUGCUAGCUUUGCGGAAAAGAAAACAUGAUAAACAUUGCGGAAUCACAAAAAAAUUUUAGAGAGACUUUGAUUUUUUUUCAUUUUCUCGGGUUUUAUUUUUUCUGAGGUAAGAAAACUUUUUUACGCUUUCCUGGACCACAGAUCCACAUGUAUUUGCCCUUGUAAUUUUGCGAAAUGAAUUGUUAGAUUUUAAACCUCUCAUUCAUGAGAUUUUGAUGUAAGGUUCAUUGCUGUCUGCCAUUUAUUUAUUGAGAUCUUAAUUCUGAAAGUUUUCUUUCGACUCAAACAAUGCUCGGUCUCUUGAUAAAAUCUUCAUUUUGACUCUCAACACCUGUUUUUUAAAUUAUAACUUUUGUGAGGAGAAAUGACCAUUUGAUAAGCCUGAAGAGUACGUGGGUUUAAUGUUUUUUAUGAUCAUGAACACAAUUCAAGAACUAUGGCACUAGAAAUUUAUACUUUUAUUGAAUUUUGCCGAAGUUUUAAUU